AGACCAACAGAGCAGCUAUUGUUAGCCGAGGAGCCGCCAGCAGACUUUAUCCCACACUCAACCAUCUACCUGCCGCAGACUCUCACCCAGGAAACCCCGCAGGACACCGGAGGUCGAGCCCGGCGAGGAAAGGAGCCAGGGUCCUCGGAAAGGAGGAAAGGAGGCAGGGUCCGCGGAAGGGAGGAAGGAAAGAAGGAAGUACACACGGUGGAUCGACCGCUGGGGCUCGGGACUCAACAGGUACUUCCAUGGUGUAGCGGGGCUCGGACCUUUUGCCUUUAUUACACGCCGGGGAAACACACGGAGAAACACGCAGGAAGAUGCCGCUGGGUCCGUGGAAGAAGAAGAACAAGUCGACGAAGGAGCACCUGGUGGACAACGAGGAGACCGGCGGCGGACACGCAGGUGCCGGGAACCCGAGCAAAUCCGCCGUGAACGGAGCGGGACUCCCGCCUCCACCUGCCAACCUGCGGCCCAAGCUGGUGUUCCACACGCAGCUGGCGCACGGAAGUCCCACCGGCAGGAUCGAGGGCUUCGCCAACGUCAAGGAGCUUUACUCCAAAAUAGCCGAGGCGUUUAACAUCAGCCCACCUGAGAUCAUGUUCUGCACCCUGAACACCCACAAGAUCGACAUGGACAAGCUGCUGGGGGGGCAGAUCGGCCUGGAGGAUUUCAUCUUCGCCCACAUUAAAGGAAUCAGGAAGGAGGUAGAAAUUCAUAAAACCGAGGACGCUCUCGGCCUCACCAUCACCGACAACGGAGCAGGCUACUCUUUCAUAAAGCGUAUCAAAGAGGGCAGUGUUGUGGACGGGGUGAAGGUGGUCAGCGUGGGCGACCACAUCGAGUGCAUCAACGGGCGAAACAUCGUCGGGAUCCGACAUUACGAGGUCGCCCGAAUGCUCAAAGAGCUGACCAAAGACAAAUCCUUCACACUCAAGCUGGUGGAGCCCAUGAAGGCCUUUGAAAUGCUGGAGCCCAGGUCGAAGGGAGCCAAACCUGCCAGUGAGAACAAAGUCGGGACGGGGAAGGGAACGCUGAGACUCCGCUCCAAGGGCCCAGCGACUGUGGAGGACGAGCCGACGGAGUUCGAGGAGAAGGCGGUGAAGAAGGUGGACGACCUGCUGGAGAACUACAUGGGCAUCAGAGACACUGAGCUCGCUGCCACGAUGGUCGAGGUCGGCCGCGACAAGAAGAACCCGGACGAGUUCGCCAUGGCGUUAGACGAGACCCUCGGGGACUUUGCUUUCCCGGACGAGUUUGUCUUCGACGUGUGGGGCGCCAUCGGUGACGCCAAGCAGGGGAGAUUCUAAGUUCCCUGCCUCUCCAAACACACACACACACACAGACACACACACUCCCUCCUCCUCCUCCCACAUCCCACCUCUCCUAACCCUCAGAAGCCGACUGGACAAACUUCAACCUGCACAAGCAGCGGUGGAUAAAGUGUCUACCACCAUCACCUAGUUGUUAGGUGUAGCUUUGCACUUGGGUGGAGAAUCAGUGAGAGUCAACUUCAGCUAAAUUGGAUCAUGUAAAGAAUUUCACAUGUCGGGGGUGUCGGUGUAAAUCUUGUAACGAUGUCCAUGACAUGUGGAUUUCAGUUUCACACACUGGACCUGCCUCUCAUGUACAGAGGUGCUGGGGAUUCAUACAGAUGUUGUCUUGAACUUACGUACGUCCCACGAGAGGCCGGAUCCCUCCACCUGCACCCGAUGCUAUUCCUCAGUCAAACCAGUUAGACUAGUCCACAGUGACUCAUCACUCUGGUUGUAAAUGGUACGUGCACGACCUUAAAUUGUAAAACAAUCACGCAGUUUGAAUCAUUCUUUGCAGCUGUGUCAUUUUGAGUAUACAGAUGUGUCACACAGCUUUUUAUAGGCUCUUUUUAUAUGUGAAAGUGCUGCUGAUUUUCUAGCAGCAGCAUAGUGUAAUUAUAGUGAUUGUAGCAAUAUCUCUCUCCCGUCUUUUGAAAUCUUUUAGAUGAGCUCGUGGUAGAGAAAUAUCAGAGCGUCGACAUUAACGUUACUUUACUCUGUGAUUCUCUCUGUGUCCUUAAAUGUCUCAGCGUGAGCCUUGCGUCCGUCCGUCAGAGACCGAGCUAUAAAGAGGGUUUUAUCUUUAAAUGCCUUUUAUCAGGGUUUGACGACACAUUCCACCAACAUUCCUCAUGUUCCUCCUGUUGUUCUAGUCUGUCAACAUGUCAGGAAUAGUCAGUUUACUUCUCUUUUUUUCCUGUAAUUUAUUUUAUCGUAAAAAAAAAAUCAAGAUGCUGUCCCGGCGCGACACGGAAGCCAUUUUUAAAGCGGCGUCUGGAAUGGGAUCAAUUGCAAUCCGAUGUCUUAAAUAACGGCACUAAUUAAAAUCACUGUCAAACUGAAUUUAAAUAGUGACUUGAUUAGUGUCGUCUGCUGAUGUUUUAACUGUCCACGGCAGUUGUUUGUUUAUUGUUUGACGAACCAUAAGGGAUCACUAUUGUUAAUAGACAAUAAAAUUUCAUAUAGUUAUC
This is a messenger RNA of Limanda limanda (common dab), 2506 nucleotides long. RefSeq names its product GIPC PDZ domain containing family, member 2 (gene gipc2). The transcript has 6 exons. Lineage: Eukaryota; Metazoa; Chordata; Actinopteri; Pleuronectiformes; Pleuronectidae. The record is from RefSeq and is a predicted model, not a curated record. Gene Ontology annotation, molecular function: protein binding. The coding region runs from base 321 to 1310 and encodes 329 amino acids.